Brassica rapa (field mustard) is the source of this 3596-nucleotide messenger RNA. Its product is annotated as G-type lectin S-receptor-like serine/threonine-protein kinase At2g19130. Gene Ontology annotation, molecular function: protein serine/threonine kinase activity; ATP binding. The record is from RefSeq and is a predicted model, not a curated record. Gene Ontology annotation, biological process: protein phosphorylation; recognition of pollen. Lineage: Eukaryota; Viridiplantae; Streptophyta; Magnoliopsida; Brassicales; Brassicaceae.
AAUGUGGGACUUUAACAGCUUUAGUAAUUAUAAUUAUUUUUUAAAAUUCAAAAUAUAACAUAUACAGGAAAAAAUUAUAUUUUAUUAUAUUUUUAAUGUGGUUGUUUAAUUUAUUUUAAUAAUUUAAAAUUAAAAAAAAUAUGAUAGAAGAUAUACUAAUUUUUAUUAAAUCUUUAUUAUUCAAAAUUAUUAAUUAUUAUAUAUACAUUAGUCACAUUAGACAAUUCCGUAACUUUUAUCUAAAGAACAUUAAUAAUGAAUUUAUGGCUAGUUUAAAUAAAAAUGUUAUUAUAUAAUUAAAUGGAACAACAUAUUUCUCUAAUGAUUCUAAAAAUCAUCUUAAUGAUGAUACGUAAUUACAAAAAAAAAUUGUAAUGUUUCUCAAUUAAUAUUUAGGAGAUAGUAUAUGAUAUAUCAUUCAUUUACUGAAUUGAUUAUUCAUAGUGCUACAACAGUACAAUUAGAACUAUUAGAGUAUUAGGUAUGAAGUCUCAUCAAAUAAAUAAGAGAGCCCCCUCCUCCUAAAACUUUUUUGAUUACAAUCACACAACUAAUCUAACAUUAAAAGGAGGUUGUACUAAUCAGAGAAGAUGAUCAUCUGCUCAUAAAACAGGUGGAGUCAUCUGACUUCAAUCAUAGUACGAUAUAGGUGUUUGUUCGGUUUAAAUGCAACUUAUGAAAAUUGAUCGCAUUUAUAAUCACAACAACAACAACAAAAGACGACUAGUAAUAAUUCAUUUUGACGAGGUCAAGAAAAGACUCACUGUAACUUGUUUGACUUUUCUCCAUCAAACAACCAACCACACAAAAAAUCAAAUAUUUUCUCUCUUUUCUUUCCGAAAUUUUCUAAUUCGCCAUUGACAACUGAACACGACCGUAAACUCAUAAAAAAUUGUAGCUUUUUCUUACAAAACACAUACUCUUCAUAUGAUCUCUCUUCAUCUCUCUCUCUUUCCUCUAAGCUUUUCUCAUGGUUUCCUUCUUCUUCUGCACCCUCUCUUCCUUCAUCUUCCUCUGCAUCCAUGUCUCUUCCGCCGCCGAUACGAUCUCCGCUAACUUCACCCUCUCCGGAGACCAGACACUCCUCUCCUCCAACGGAACUUUCAAAAUGGGUUUCUUCAAACCUGGCAACUCUGCAAACUUCUACAUAGGCAUGUGGUACCAAGAACUCUCUAUACAAACAAUCGUCUGGGUAGCUAACCGUGACAAACCAGUCUCCGACAAGAACACAUCAGUUCUCAGAAUCUCCGAAGGUAACUUAGUCUUACUCGACGGAAACAACUUAGUUUGGUCGACCGGUCUCAACUCCUCCUCUGCUCACGACGCCGUUUUGCAAGACGACGGCAAUCUCGUCCUCAGAGACGACUCCGGCUCUCCUCUAUGGCAAAGCUUCGAUCACCUCGGUGACACGUGGCUUCCCGGAGCUAAAAUUCGGUACGACAAACGAACCAAGAAAAGUCAACGUCUCACGUCGUGGACGAGUAGUGAAGACCCAUCGCCAGGUUUGUUCUCUCUGGAGCUAGACGAGUCAACCGCUUACAAGAUCCUCUGGAACGGGUCGACUCAGUACUGGUCGAGCGGUCCUUGGAACAGUCAGAGCAAGAUCUUCGACUCGGUACCUGAGAUGAGACUCAACUACAUCUACAACUUCAGCUUCUUCUCCAACGAAACGGAGUCCUACUUCACUUACUCCCUCUACAACCACGCGAACGUCUCGAGAUUCGCCAUGGACGUCUCGGGACAGAUCAAGCAGUUCACUUGGCUGAACAACAACAACCAGUGGAACCUGUUCUGGUCUCAGCCUCGACAACAAUGCCAAGUGUAUGCUUACUGUGGCUCCUUUGGGAUUUGCAACGACAAGUCCCAGCCUUUUUGCCAGUGCCCUCGUGGGUUUAGGCCCGCGUCGCAAAAAGACUGGGACUUGAAGGAUUACUCUGCGGGCUGCGUCAGAAGCACUGAGCUACAGUGCUCUCGCGGAGUGAUCAACGAGUUUCUGCCUCUUACCAACGUGAAGUUACCUGACAACAACUCAGAGGGGCUACUGGGAUCAACGAGCUGCAGAUCAGCUUGUCUAGGGAACUGUUCUUGUAUGGCUUACGCACAUGAGGAAACCUCGAACCGAUGCUUGAUGUGGAGUAACGAUGUCUUGAAUCUUCAACAACUCGAGGAAGAUAACAGCGAGGGGAGUAUGUUUUAUCUUAGACUCUCUGCUUCCGACAUGCCUCGUAAUUCUCCUUCCGGUAAGAGUAACAAAGUGAUGAUAAUCGGCGCGGUUCUAGGCUCGUUAGGGGUGGUAGCUCUUGUUUUGUUGGCUGUCAUCUUAAUCUUGAGGAGCCUUAGGAUGAAGAGAAUGAGAGGAGAGAAGAGUGAUGGUACAUUGGCUGCGUUUAGCUAUAGAGAGUUACAGAACGCGACUAAGAACUUCUCGGAGAAGCUAGGAGGAGGAGGUUUCGGCUCGGUGUUCAAGGGAGCUUUACAAGAUUCUAGCGUCAUUGCGGUGAAGAGGCUUGAGGGUAUUAGCCAAGGAGAGAAGCAGUUUCGGACGGAAGUUGUCACAAUAGGAACAAUCCAACACAUGAACCUAGUGAGGCUUCGCGGGUUUUGCUCUGAAGGAAACAAGAAACUGCUUGUGUAUGAUUACAUGCCUAACGGUUCUUUGGAUUCUCAUCUUUUCAUCACCCAAACCGGAGAAGAGAAGACCGUCCUCGGGUGGAAACUGCGGUACCAAAUCGCGCUAGGGACAGCUAGAGGAUUGGCUUACUUGCACGACGAAUGUAGAGACUGCAUCAUUCACUGCGACAUAAAACCCGAAAACAUCUUGUUAGACUCGCAGUUCGGUCCCAAAGUUGCUGAUUUCGGCUUGGCGAAGCUCGUGGGCCGAGAUUUCAGCAGGGUUCUGACGACAAUGAGAGGCACGAGAGGCUACCUUGCACCAGAAUGGAUCUCCGGAGUGGCGAUAACAGCGAAAGCCGAUGUUUACAGCUACGGGAUGAUGCUGUUCGAGAUUGUUUCGGGGAGAAGAAACACUGAGCAGUCAGAGAACGGGAAGGUCAGGUUCUUUCCUAGUGUGGCUGCGACCGUGCUCACCAAAGAUGAAGACAUCCGCUCUCUGCUUGACCCGAGACUAGAAGGCGAGUCCGUGGAUACGGAGGAGCUGACUAGAGCUUGUAAAGUGGCGUGCUGGUGCAUACAGGACGAGGAGAGUCAUAGACCAGCGAUGAGUCAAGUUGUUCAGAUUCUUGAAGGUGUUUUGGAAGUGAAUACGCCGCCGUUUCCGAGAUCGAUCCAAGCUCUAGUUGAAAACGAUGGAUCUGUUGUCUUCUUCACUGAGUCUUCAUCUUCCUCAAGCCAUAAUUCUUCACAGAAACAGAACCAUUCUUCUUCUUCUUCUUCUUCCAAGAAGACGACCAACAACAACUCUUCGGCUUAGUUUAGUAAUAUUGUAAACGCAUUGUGUUAUGAAUUGUGUAAUAUUGACUAUAUGUUUUAAUUAGUUGUAAAAGGAAUCACUUAAUUUUCUUCCGUUGUAUAAUUAUUUCUUUGUUGCAGAUUUAUGUAAACUUUUAUUUUCUUAAACCUCAUCAUUCUACAGAGCA